CGCCGGAGCUUCCCGGUGAGUGAGGCCGGGAGCGGAACUGGGGACUGGGGCAGCGGUGCUCCCGCGCAUCCCCGCGGCUUCGCUUCUCAACCGGGCCAGGGAGUGGGACGCCGGCGUGCAGCUGCACCGUGGGAACGGGUUUCCAGUGUGUCUGGCCCUGCUGUGUGUGAUGGUUUGUGAGUACCUGGAUCUGAGCCUGAGCCUUCAAACCAGCCAGCUAAAAGGCAGUGGAGCAAAAUGUUUUUAACAACAGUAUUACUGCGGAAGGGAAUUCCUGGAAAACAAUGGAUUGGGAAGUACAGGCGACCAAGACAGGUUACCAUUUCGAUGAAGCAAGCAAUGGUCCGAAGGUUGGAAAUUGAAGCAGAGAAUGAAUAUUGGCUCAGCCAGCCUUACCUGACACAGGAACAGGAAUACAAACACAACUCGGAAGAGAGACGUGCCAAGUGGGAAGCUUUCAAAAGCCUGAAACAAGCCAAGUUUCCUGAGCACAGAUACAUCAGUGAUCAUUUAAACCACUUAAAUGUGACAAAGAAGUGGACAUGUUGAAUAAUACAGCAUAUUUAUAUUUGUCACAUGUCGUGCACUACCCUGGGGUCUGCUCUCAUACCUGUUAUGGUAUUUCGCUGUAAUUAGGGUGGGUGACAAAUAAGAUGUUGCUGUGGUGUACAAAAUACUACAUUAAAAGUAGUCCCCUGGAA
Messenger RNA from Pyrgilauda ruficollis (rufous-necked snowfinch), 701 nucleotides. It is a transcript of the gene MRPL57, whose product is annotated as mitochondrial ribosomal protein L57. Bases 238 to 549 code for a protein of 103 amino acids. Lineage: Eukaryota; Metazoa; Chordata; Aves; Passeriformes; Passeridae. Gene Ontology annotation, molecular function: structural constituent of ribosome. Gene Ontology annotation, biological process: mitochondrial translation. Gene Ontology annotation, cellular component: mitochondrial ribosome. The transcript is spliced from 3 exons. The record is from RefSeq and is a predicted model, not a curated record.